Molecule: messenger RNA, 1020 nt
Organism: Pseudocercospora fijiensis CIRAD86
Lineage: Eukaryota; Fungi; Ascomycota; Dothideomycetes; Mycosphaerellales; Mycosphaerellaceae
Exons: 10
Coding region: 1-1020 (339 amino acids)
Source: RefSeq, a predicted model, not a curated record
AUGAUUGCAGCGCUUGUGAACAAAUGCAGCAUCAAUGUUUUCCAUAACUGGACUGCCUUAAAACGCACUUGCUUCCACUCCUUAGUUGUCACGGAUUUCAUGACAACCAAGCGCCAAGCCACGCCCGAAGCCACACAACCUUCCACCUUUCUACGACUGAUCUCCUACACGUCACGAUCUUGGGUUCAUGAGCGAAUCACCUGGCUGCUUGAAUAUGCUACAAGGCAUGCUCCCAGUGGAACAUGGCACAAUGCAUCACGUACAAUGAUCUCUUGUCUCAACACCGGCUGGACAUUUCAAGUGGCUGCUGCCGACCCCAAUGAUGUCUGCAACUACCAUCACGUCGAAUCACAGGGUGCUCUAGGCAGAGAUGAGUCAAAUGUACAUCGCAGCGACAUGGAUCUCAUAGAGGCGGGCACGCGCAAAGCCGCUUUCAUGAAGCUAACAGCUAAGCAUAAUAGCGAUACCCAUCCUGUAAAGCGGCCUACUACUUUUGAGUCAGGAAGAGUCAGACGCGCACACUGCGCCAUUCGCGGGCCACCACGAGACCAUCUAUCCGCACAAAAUUUUGGAUUUAAACGCGUGGCCAACACAAUGUAUGCCGGCUAUGGAGAUCUGGCGAGUAUGACGUUGUCUUUUCGCCACUUUUUCCAGCACAAUCCCGGCCUCAUUGGCCGAUGUCAUGUCGUGGAUCGUGAAGACCUGGUCACGGCAGUGACCGCAGAGGAGGCUUUUUAUGCCGGAACGUCCCUUCUGGUCGGAGGAAACAGCAAUGACUUGCACUCGCUCUUGAACCAAGUCCUGAAACCAGGCCGUAACAGAUUGAUUGAUGCUGGACAUUUUUCAUCGCACUUCAAGUCCGGUCCGGCAUUGAUAGCAGUACUAUGGCGAGCUGCUUCUACAUCUAGUCCUUGGUCGUAUUCUGGCAGCUGGCAUGAGCAGUUUGCCAGGCAACGUCCUUCGGGCGACAUUCUGCGCGGAAAUCGCACAUUCGAACUCAUCGAAGUUGGAGCUGGUUAG